Messenger RNA from Chara braunii, 5958 nucleotides. NCBI's taxonomy places the organism in Eukaryota, Viridiplantae, Streptophyta, Charophyceae, Charales, Characeae. The record is from the annotation of a GenBank genome assembly.
GCGAGGCCCGGUUCCUAGGCUCGACCAGCGCUUGAGGAGGUAUGCUCCUCGGACGCUGGGCCUGUGCGCGCGCCCAACAUACGCACGUGGCUCCUUGAUUGGCCACGUGGCGUCUGCUGUUGGCAACGUGGCUGUCCAUGACGCGCGGACAAGGGUACCGCCAGCAGAGAGUGAAGACGACGAUAAACAUGGCGGCGCAACACUUCGGAAACAUGAUGAAGUUGGUCAGAGAGCUGCAAUACGGACAUAGCUUUUUCUACACAGAGACCUUCGAUACUGAUAAUGACACCUGGCAUAGAGAGGACGAUGGGCACGAUGAGGUGGACGUGGUCAACUACUUCGCAAACCUUUGCGCAUUCCACGUGGAUGAGGUAAGUGGUAACGAUGAGCAGGAAGAAGAAGAUGUUGUCAAUGGCGAAACAGGCGAGCUGGAGGACGAUGACGUCGUCGACUACUUUGCAGCCAUCAAUUCGGUGUGUGGGAAGCGCACAUUAGAAUCGGAUUAUCUGCACGAUGAGUGGGAAUAUGGCCUUGGUGAAGUGGGCAGGUGGAACGUGGAGUGGGGCCAGAAGGCAACUGCGACACUACCGACGACGACAACAACGCAUAAUGAUGUUAGCAAGAGCGGGAUGGGUGUGCAGGGCAAGAGGGACAUUAACAACACUGAUAACGACGACGAAGACAACAACAACAUCAACAACAACGCCGACGCCGACGUGGAUGACGGUGGAGACUAUGGCAACAGUGGGGCAGCGCGCGGUGAGGGUGUCAACAUCAUCAACAACAACAACAACAACAAUAACGACGACGAAGAUGCCGCACGCUUGCAAUGGGUGGAUCACGAAGGUGCAACGAGGGCACCGGCGAGCGAACGAGUGGUGGGUGCUUGCGCAUUACAAGUCCUGACGAUGGAACGAGAGCUCCCAGGUGGUGCGAAGGCAUUAACGACAUUGGAGAGAAACAUGGUGGUCGCAACUGUGUCAGUUGUCGCCAUGCGUUAUCGCAUUGAGAGAACAACAACUCGCCUGAGGAUGAGAUUGUUCAUUCGCAGGCAGAGGCAGUUGAUGCAACAAGUGAUGGAUGCGCCCGAUUCUGUAUCGUUAUCAGAAUCCAUUGUGCAAUCUUGCUGCGCCAUGGCAUCAGGUGUGAUCCCCCGGGCGACUGCGAGAUGGUGGAUGAGGAGAAGGACGGGAGGGACAUGGGAGGAUCUUCGACAGGUUGACGACGCGGCGGAGGGCUACUACAAGGAGAAGUUGCCGAGUGGAGUAGUCAAUGGCGCACGUCGGCUGUCCGCUGGAGUUUUCCCGCCUGUCCAUUGUCGUCUUCCUCACCGCUCAUCGUUUCUGUCUGCUGCCAGGACCCCGCACGACGACGCACACGUGGAACAACACGACAAGGAGCAGGAGAAGAGUGGCCAGCAGCAGGAGCGGGAACCGCCGGAGGACGUCUGCCAUGACGCAACUUGCGAGGCCUCGUUAUCGCAGACUGUCGCUGCGAAUAGGCGCAACUGCGGAGAGCUGGGCCGGCUGCUUAUGAUGUUGUACCCGAUCAUGAGGGAUGUGCAAUGGUCGCACUUGAUGGACGAUGUGCACGCUCGCAUCUGCAUCCAGAAUCUGCAGAAGGCUCUGAAAGAAGCAGAGGUACUUCUGAAGCGGUGUGUGUACAGUGGGCCAUUUACGUGGAUGGUUCAUAGCACAAGAAUCGCGAGGGAACUUGCCGACAUCAGCUGUGAGAUAAGCCAUUCGCUGCAUGUGGUCCAGAUGUUAGUUGCGGAGAGCAAUAGGAAACAACUUGAGAGACUCAGGCAAGACCUCCUGGAUAUAAAGUACAAGGUAAACGAAGAGGACUGGCGGCUAUCGGAGAGACUGCUAAAUGUGAUGAAGAAGGAGGAAGAGGUGGAGGCGACCACGUCCCAGGACAAUCCGUACGCAGACAAGGCGGACCUCCAACCGUCGUCGCCGACGUCCUCGCUGGGAAGCGCAGACGGAGAAUCUGCCAGUGGGGACGAAGCACUAGACCUCGAAGCGGGCUCCUCCUCCCCAUUCGCCUCAGCUUGCACCUCCCCUCAUGCCUCGGCUUCCUUGUCCGUCUCCCGCCUCUCCCGAAGUGGGCUUCUUACGAUUUCUACUGCGACCACGGCGACGGCUGAAGGGGCUUCGGAUGAUCCCCCCUCUAUCAGCCAAGUGAGCACCCACUCUCCCGGCGAGCCCUCUCGUAUCACAAACCCCUCUCUCACCGUAGAGUUGACUUCUACAAUCAUGGAUGACUUCAGCAUUGAAGACCCUGGAGGGGUCAAGGAGGUCCUACGCGAGGCUGCACACUAUCUCGGGGUCGCGGAAAGGGAGGUGCUCAAGGAGUACGCACAAGUGAAGAAGCAGAUGCGCCACACUGGAUUGCUGCAGGCGCUGGAGGUCGAUCCACGCUCGCUCGAGUUUGUGCGGCUCAUAAGUGCGGGAGGAGGGAGGACUGCUGGUGUCUGGGCUGGUAGACUCUGGAGUAAAACCGCUGGCGGAAAGCUUGUGUCGCGUGAAGUCGCCGUUAAGAAAUUCCCUUGCUUCGACGGCGUACAUGUCACUGAGCAGUUCCGGAGGGAGGUGGAAGUCCUCCACAAGGCAUCAAGUAGAUGCCCGAACGUCUGCAAAUUGUACGGAGUUUGCGGAAAGGACGGCCAUCUGUGUAUCAUCAUGAAGUUGUAUAAGCUCAGCCUGCAGGAUAUCAUCCAAAAGGUGAAUGGUCCCAUGAAUCUUCUGGACGUGGAGCGGCGAGCAAUCAGCAUGUGUCGAGCCUUGAUGCAGCUGCACCGCGAGCACAUUAUCGUCCAAGAUGUAAAACCCGCAAAUUUCCUUGAAGAUGAUGAUGGGGGCCUGGUUAUUGCGGACUUCGGAAUCUCACGAACGGUGGAGCGUACGAAUGGGAAAUACAGCCCAACAAUGGCGCGGGGAACGGCGCGCUAUAUGAGUCCUGAGGCAUGGGGAGGAGAGGCACUGUGGGCUCAGUCGGACAUGUGGAGCUUGGGGUGUACCAUUCUGAACAUGAUCACUGGCCAGCCACCGUUCCCAGGUCUGCGCGAAACCGCUGUUGGCUACAAGGUUCUGCAUGAACAGGCGAAGCCAGAUAUUCCAGCCGGUAUACCGCAGCCGUUGAGAGCGAUGCUCCUCCGCUGCUUCGAGUACCAGGCCUGCGAUCGCCCACAAGCGCACGAGCUUCUGGCAUUCUUUCUCAGAGGGAUUAACUGCAGCGAACCUGUUAAUGCGCCGUUAACAGACGUCUUCAUUCGGCGAAACCAGAAGACAAGCAACUCGACAAAGGAUGUGAAAUUUGCAGGUGUACUUUCAGGGGGGUCGGGGGAUCUUAUCCAGUUGAGCCAACUAGUGCAAGUGCAGGCAACGGCAGGCGAAGCAACAGGAGACCCUGAGGGUGAGAAAAGAUGCCACAGCAGUAGCACGUUUGGGCAGCAAAGUGAUCGUAGCCUCCUCUCGUCAGCCGCACCUACUUCAACGAAAGGAUUACGGAAGAGCAGGGGGAACUCCAGGAAGACCUCCGCUGCCACCAGCUCACUCUGCUUAGGGGCGGCUUUAUCCAAGGGCCCGAUUUUGAACGGUCCAGGGGGCGCUUCUCGUUCCCAAUGCUUUUGGGCAGCACUCCUCGUGAUUGUCGUGAUCGUGGUAUCGGUGUGCAUAACGAUUCCGGUCAUGAUUACUGUCGUCAUGCAUUGGAAUGCAAAGAGCAUUCAUUCGCCACAGAUUCCCGAAUAUUUUUCCGACAAGCAGAUCGAUUCGAAGAUCUGGUACUCCUUGGGACAUGAUGAUAAAGAACGGUCAGACAACCUGAUGACUGCCUUGAAGCGCACACGCUAUAGUGUUCCGGGGAUCCCAUGUCUUGGUCUGGCAUUCGGCGGCCAGGUUCAUGAUCAUAUCAUCAACACUCUUUUUGCAUUUACGUGCAGCUUUUUUGGAGGUCCUCUUGACGACCCUGCGUGCCAAUACAUUCCACCAAACAGUACGAAAGUGGCGAACACUGACCGCAAGCUGGUGAUGGCAAUGCUGCAAACACAUGGACGGACAAGUGGACGAAACAUCAAAUUGGGACAACAGGAAAUGUUUGUGGAAUAUUUGAUGGCAGCUAUUAAUUCCGUGGUGAAGACGAAUCGCACAUUCGAAGAUGGUGUUCAAGCUCGUCUUCAAUCUUUGGACACAAUCAUUGCACGAAGUGCCAACGGCUGUCCCAAAAAUGCCGAAGGCAAGCAGCUGUUAUGGAAAAGGAAUGUGUCUUAUUCUACAGUUGUUCAUGUGGAUGAGACUAUCACGUGGGUUUGGGACGAUGAUGAACCUCAUUCCGUUGCAGCCGGCGAUGAGGAAUUCGCGGAAGAGCUCCCUGAAGCAAUAGGAGUGGGAAAUCUCAUCGUCAGCCGAGCGGCAAAUUGCACGAAAGAAAAUCUGGCUAUUGUUUGUGCUUUGAAGCUGAGUGAGUCGGGCGAUACGUUCAAGUUCAGCCACACUUUUCGGACCCCAGGAAACUACAGCUACCACUGCGGUCGAUUUCAGGAGGACAUGAAAGGACAUGUGGUGGUGACUGAGUGAGAAAAGUCGAUCAAGAAGCAGGCAUCAUUGCAGAACAACCACCAUUGGAGAGGAGAGUUGAUCGAGUGAGGAAGGCGAUGGAGAAGUGGGGACCAUCGCAGGAAUUAGGCAUCACUGGAGAGGAGACCAAGGAACACUAUUGGGAAGUCCAAUGGUACCAAGCAGUCCAGGUUCCAGAUGGAUUGGUAGACGAGUUCCAGAUCAGCUGUGCAUCACUUCCAGAUCACUUCUGGAACAGAUUGGUUCCAAAUUGGUUCAAAAGGUGAUCGAGUGAGGAGGUCAAUCAAGAAGUGGGGACCACCGCAGGAAUUAGGCAUCAUUGGAGAGGAGAGCAAAUGGAUGGAAUACUUACCAGGAAGUUCGAUCAUACCAAGCAGACCGGGUUGUAAGAUGGAUCUAUAGAUGAGUUCCAGAUCAACUGUGUACCACUUGUGGAACACAUUGGUCCCAAAUUGGUUCCUCCUCCCAGGAUUGGACCCAGAUCAGUUCCCAAAUUGGCUGCCAGACCAGUUCCAGGUUGGUUCCAGAUCGGUUCCCAGAUCGGUUCCAGAUCGGUUCCAGAUCGAUUUCAGAUCGGUUUCAGACCAGUUCCAGAUCGGUUCCAGAUCGGUUCCAGAUCGGUUCCAGAUCGGUUCCAAGAUCAGUUCCAGACUGGUUCCGGAUCAGUUGCAAAUUGGUCCCAUAUCUAUUAGAUUGGUUCCAGAUCUAUUAGAUUGAUUCCAAAUCGAUUUCAGAUCAGUUCCAGAUCAGCUCCUGGAUCAGUUCCAGGUCGGUUCCAAUCGGUUCCAGAUUGAUUCCGAUCGGUUCCCAGACCGGUUCCAGAUUGGUUCCAGACCAGUUCCAGAUCAAAUUCAGAUUGCUUGCAAAUCAGUCUCCGGGCAGGUUCCAGAUUGAUUCAAGACGAGUUCCAGAUCGGUUCCAAAUCAAUUCCAGACCGGUUCCAGAUCGGUUAUAGAUUGGCUCCUCCAGAUCGGAUCCAGGUUGGUUCGAGAUCGUCUCCGAAUCGGUUCCAUUCCAGAUCAGUUCCAGAUUGGUACCGAAUCGAUUCCAGAUCUGUUCCAGACCAGUUCCCAUAUCUUCUCUAGAUUGGUACCCAAUCGGUUCCAAACAGGUUCCAGAUCAGUUCCAGAUCGGUUCCCAGAUCAGUUCCAGAUUUGUUGCUCAUUGGUUUCAGAUCGGUUCUCGAUCAAUUCCAGAGUGGUUCGAAAUCAGUUCCCAGAGCAGUUCCUGAUCGGUUCCCAGAGCAGUUCCCGAUUGGUCCCAAAUUGGUUCCAGAUCCAGAUAAGUUCCAAAUGGAUUCCAGAUCGGUUCCGGAUCAGUUCUUUGAUCAGUUCCAGAUCAAAUCCAAAUCAAAUCCAAAUGAAUUCCAAAUCAAUUC